This is a messenger RNA of Amoebophrya sp. A120, 1050 nucleotides long. The record is from the annotation of a GenBank genome assembly. NCBI's taxonomy places the organism in Eukaryota, Dinophyceae, Syndiniales, Amoebophryaceae.
CGAGUAGAAAGAUACUGAUCUAGUUUUUUAUUGCGUGGUCCGAGUUCUACGAGUACCAUCUCAGUUCCAUGAAUCAUAUAUACAUAUUGUGUAUUAACUCCUACUAGUACCUUCACAGUUCUCGCCGUAGUUCACAAAGAUCUCCUCGUUCAUGUUCUUUUUGAUUUAUUUUGUUUUUCUUUUUCAUUUUCCUUUUGACAUGCGGGCGCUCCGGUGGUUCCAGCACAGCACACUCCGGACGGUGGAAGGCGAAAAAAGGGCGUGGCAGAUGGCGCAGGAACAAAGCGAAGCCGGAGGGGAAGAGGAGUACGCCAGUCGGCUGGAGCUAUGUCAGCGAACAGGCGUCCCGCCGGUGGAAACACUUAUACGAGAGCGGAGAGUGGCCUGGGCAGUCCAUGCACUUCGCAACAGACGAGAGGCGUGCCACUAUCUGGUCCGGGAGGAAAUCAGGAAGCGCACACCCUGGGGCAGGAUGUUGCAGGACGACUUUGAAGCGGUAGCGCUACCACUAGAAGGAAUUCUAGAGAUGGAAAAACCGCCAGCCGCCACGGCAAUCAAGUCGCACCUGGUCACACACCGGCCCACGAAACCACUGCCGAAGGAACGAAAGGGGGACAACCGUGGAAAGACGAAAGCCUGCAAAGAAAAAACCAAACGCCAGAGCGAGAACAUACAGCGACAAAGAGAGGAAGCACAGCGGCAGAUGCAGGACUUCAUCGCGGAAAUCAGCGGCAGGCGCUGGGAAAGAGUUCCCAGUGCCGGAGGCAAAUACUGGCAAACGACGAAAACCGACGACGAUCCGACCGCGGUGCAGUUCGAAAUUGAAGCCGAGGACUUUUGUGAAAGCACCGGCCGAGAAGAAUACAGAGUGUGCGGCGUCUGGUUCCAGAAGAUGAGUGAUGGAACCUACGCCGCCAGAGCGGUGUGAACGAAAGAAGAAGGAAGUGAUGAUGAUGAAGAAGAUACAUUUGUAAGCACAUCCGAGAAACGCGUGAGGAAACGAUGAGACUCUCAAAAGGAUACAAGCUUGUUGUGAAUGAAUGAAUGAAU